Molecule: messenger RNA, 1641 nt
Organism: Trichoderma citrinoviride
Lineage: Eukaryota; Fungi; Ascomycota; Sordariomycetes; Hypocreales; Hypocreaceae
Product: general substrate transporter
Exons: 5
Coding region: 1-1641 (546 amino acids)
Biological process (GO): transmembrane transport; carbohydrate transport
Cellular component (GO): membrane
Molecular function (GO): carbohydrate:proton symporter activity
Source: RefSeq, a predicted model, not a curated record
AUGGCGGGUCUGCAAAUUUGGCGCCAUGUCCCGGGAAAGGUGCUGUUGUUCCUAAUCAACCUGGUGGCGGCCACGGCCCUGAUUUUCGAAGGCUACAAUCAGGGUGUCCUUGGGACCGUUAGCGCGACGCCAGGCUUCAUCAAGAUGGCAGAUAUCGGCCACGACGGGGUCGUCACCAACACCACUAAACAAGGCGGGCUUGCCGCAGCUUAUUACUUUGGGGGGAUGUGGGGAUGCUUCAUCGGCGGAUGGGUGGGCGACAGAAUCGGCCGCAAGGGCGGCGUCCUCAUCGGCACCGCCUUUGGCAUCCUCGGCGCGGGCCUCAUGGCCGGCAGCACAAACGCCAGCAUGUUCAUCUGUGCGCGUGUCAUUGCGGGCAUCGGCAUCGGCUUCAUGAACGCAAUCAUCCUGCCGUGGGUCAGCGAGCUAUCCCAGUCGCACGACCGCGGCUCCAGCUUCUCCCUGGUCUUCGUCGCCAACUACCUCGGCAUCGUCAUCGCUUACUGGAUCAAUUUCGGCAUCCGCAACUCCAACGUCGAGUUUCGCUGGCGCUUCCCUCUGGCAUGGAUGGUGAUUCCCCUCCUGGUCGUCGACGUGGCGGUGCCGCUGCUGCCCGAGUCUCCUAGAUGGCUCAUCGCCAACGGCCGCCGUCAAGAAGCCAUUGACAUCCUCUGCAAGCUCCGCGGCGACCUAGCCCCCAACGACCCCAUCAUCACCAAGGAAGUCGAGCUCCUCGACGCCAUCGUCGAAGCCAACCACCACAAGCGCAACGACCUCGCCAACAUCGUCCUCGGCGGCCGCUUCUCCGGCAAGCUGCACCUCGGCCGCCGCGCCGUCCUCGGCUUCGCCCUGCAAUGGAUCCAGCAGUGGACCGGCAUCCUCGCCAUCGUCGGCUGGGCCGGCGUCCUCUUCGAGCUCGCCGGCUUCGACUCCUACAAGGCCCUCUGGCUCGCGGGGCUGGCCAACACCUUUGGCGUGCCGGGCACGGCUGCCGCGGCCUUUGUCAUUGACCGGAUGGGACGCGUAAAGUCGCUGAUCACCUCCUUUUGCAUCCAGGGAGUCUGCCUCUUCUUGGUGGCCGCCUUGAUCAAGACUUCGCAGGACAAUGCCGUUUCGGAUCCGGAGCUGUCGCAGCGCCUGGGAACGGCGGCGGCAAGCUUUGUAUUCAUUUACGUCUGGUUCUUCACCAUGUUCAACAUCAUCCCCUGCUGGAUCUACGGCACCGAAAUCUGGCCCCAGGAAGUCCGCGCAAAGGGCUACAGCUUCACCAUCUUCGGCUGGGCCACCGGCUGCGGCUCCACCACCCUCAUCAUGCCCAUCUUCCUCAGCAGAACCGGCUACGGCACCUAUCUCUUCUUCGGCGCCAUGAACGUCGUCGUCGCCCCCCUGGUCUGGUUCUUCUUCCCGGAGCUCGCCAACCGCACCCUCGAGGAGAUUUCGCUCCUCUUCACCAGCGACAGCGUGCUGGCCAGCGAGAACAUGAAGGAAUACAACCGUCGCGUGGCCGAGGCGGGGGGCAACAUUGCCGUGGCGGCCAGGCAGCUCCUGGACGAGGUGGACGGCAAGGACGCGGAGAGCGGUACGGAAAUCGGAAGCCCUGAUGAGAAGAGAGUCGAGGUCAAUCACGACGCGACCAUGUAA